This is a messenger RNA of Striga hermonthica, 882 nucleotides long. NCBI's taxonomy places the organism in Eukaryota, Viridiplantae, Streptophyta, Magnoliopsida, Lamiales, Orobanchaceae. The record is from the annotation of a GenBank genome assembly.
AUGAAUAUUCUCAUAAUAGCUGUCUUCAUCUCCCUUCUCAUCCUAACCCCCUUCACGGAAUGUGGCGGCCAAAAUAGUAAUACUAGCCCUACAGUCACCCUAAUUCGCCGGGACUCGUCCCUCUCCUCCACUCAUCAGCUCUCCGCACAAACGCCAUUGCCCAACCCCACUAUCUCGAACUCGGGAGGCGAUUAUCUCGUCAAUUACUCAAUCGGCUCAUUCUCUACCUCAGGCAUGCCCGACACUGGAAGUGACCUCAUCUGGGCCCCAUGCAGCAGUCCAGCUAGCUUCUCGACUCCCGUCCCGUGCACCCCUACCAUCUGCGACGACCUCACCAAGUGUAACCCAGUAGGAAACAAAUGCAACUUCACCAUGCAAUAUUUUGACGGGACUAUUGCCACGGGUGACCUCUUUGCGGACACCAUCACGUUCGACAGAACCUCGGUGAGUAACAUCACGUUCGGAUGCGAUUACACGGGCUACACUUCUGGCAUGGUUGGGCUCGGGCGCGGAGAGCUGUCGCUCGUGAAUCAGACUGCCGUGACUAAGUGGGCAACGCAAGAGGCACAGCUGAUGCCAGUGCAGCCCCCAAGUAAUUGGAACAUAGAUUUGUGCUUCAACACUACUGACAAGGACUUGAGCGCUAGUUUUCCAGGUGUCACAGUUUACAUGGGCGGGAAAUCCGUGACUUUGGGGUACAACAAUGUUUUGGUAAAUGUAGGUUCAAGUGAUGAUGGCGGCCGGAUGUUUUUGUGCAUGGCGGUUAUUCCGUCAACUAACGGAAUACCCCAAUACGGCAACCUGGCACAGACCGACUUUUUGGUGGGGAUCGACCUCAAGCAAAACACUAUUUCCUUUAAGAACACCACAUGUGGUAGCUAG